AUGAUAGAGGAUGAAAUUGCAUUUCAGCAGGAUAAGAUGAUUUUAAAUGAGGUUUGCAAAGAGCAUUCCUUUUUUUCAAAAUAGAUAAUCUAUCUGUAUCAAUGCUCAUUGAGAAAUUAUCAUCUUUCAUGUCAGCUAAUAAUUUAAAUUUACCUCAUUAAUAAUCGAAAUCAGUUAAAAUUAAUUUUAUUUAAAAAUUAUUUUUAAUUUACCUAAAUAAAUAUUAUCAAACACUUCUCCUUCUUCAUCCUCUGCAUUAAAUGCAUUGCCCAUUGUUUGUAUAUUCCUAAUACUAUAUCUUCUUUCAUAUGUUGCCUUUUCUUGAAUUACUGCAAUUUUAUGUAAAACAUUUUUAUUUUCUUCUAAUGCAUUCUUUUUCUCACAUCUGAAAAAAAAGAAUUUAAACAAAGUAUCUAAAAAAACAAAUUAAUUAUUAUUUAAUCAUUGUUCUUACUUAGCAUUUUUAUGUUCUAUUAAAGAAAUUAUUUUUUUAUCUAAGUUUUGAUAUUUAGCUUUCAAUUCAGUUAAUUCUUUCUGUAACUUUUCUUUUUCUUGUUUUUCACUUAACAAUUUUUCUCCAACAGUCCAAAGUUGAGAACUCAUGUUAGCAACAUGUGUCUUAUAUUUAUUUAAUUCAUCUGCCUGUUUACGACAUUGCAGUUCCAUUUUUGUUUGUAGUGACUCUAAUGUUUCCUGCACACACUGUUCUUGUUCUCUGUUUAGCUUUGUUAUUUGUUCAUUAUAUGCUGUUUUCUGUAAUAUGUGUUAUAGAAAUAAAUGAGUUACAAAAAUUGCAAAAAUAAAAAACAUUAAUAUGCCUACCAUAUUUUGUUUAAUUUCAUCUACUUUAAUUUUAUAUUUAUCAUAAAUAUCUUUUAAUUGUUUAUCAACAUCCUCUUUUUUCGGUCGUUUGCUUAAUUCAUCUCUUUCUUCUUGAAGCUUUGAAUUUUCUUCUUUUAAUUGUAUUAACUCCUUCUUUAAGUCUUCUACUUCUUUUAAUGAUGUUAUUUUUAUUUCUUGUACUUUAGUGCUAAAUUCACCAACUUCAUUUUCUAAUUUUGCAUUUUUUAUGCGUACGCAGUUUAAUUUACUUUCUAAGUUAUUCUUAUCUUCUAUCAAUUCAUUAAUUUGCAAUUGUAACUUUUUUUCUGUUUCAGAUUGGAAUUUUGUUUCAUCACAUUUAAAAUCAUUUUCAAAAGAAAUAACUAAUUUUGAAAAAUCGUCUAUUUCAUUCUGUAAUUGAAUAAUAUUUUCUUGUAAUAUUUUAUUUUUAUGUAGUUCUGUUUCAAUUACUGCUUUUUGAUCAAAAAAGAUGUCUGGAGAAAUAUCUAAUAUUUGUUCAUUUUUUUCUUCCAACCAAAUAUCUUUUAUUUUUUGUUCAGACCAAGAAAAUUGUUCCCAUAAAAUAUUUUGUAAAGAUUUUAUAUUUUGAAAAUAAUGAAUAUGGUGUUUAAAUAAUGCUUUUUCUAAAUAUGUUCUUUUGGUUUGUAUAUGUUUUAAUUCAUCACACACAGAUUUAUCCAUCAUAAGAAUAUUAUAAGAACUUGUUAAUAAAUUAUCCCAUUUUUGUUUUAAUCUAUUUAAAGAUGUAUCUAAAUCUUCUCUUGACCUUAUGAUAUUCUUUAAAUAAUCUUUUAAUGAUUCCUUAUGCUUGAUCAGAAUAUUUAUAUUUUUUAAGCGAUCUUUAUAUAAAUUAUUUAGUUCUUGUACCUUAGUUUUUAAUAAUUUUAUUUCUUCGCAUUUUGAAACAUAAUUAUCUUCAAUUAUUGUUUGAUUUUUGAGACUUUCACUUAAGUUUGCGUUUUCAUUUGAAAGUUGUAAAAUUAAUUUACGUGAUAUUUGUAUUUCAUUAAUCGAUGACCUUAUUGUUUUUAAAACAUUUUCAUUUGUAUCAUCAUUAUUUAUAUUUUGUAUAUUAUACGUUGCAUCAAUGUAAAUAUUUGCACUUAUUUCUGCAAUUGUCGAUUUUAAAUCAUUUACUGAAUGUUGUAAUUUUUCACAAGUUUGUAUAAUUUCUAAUUUUUUAAUAUCUUCAGCUUUAUAAUAUUCCUUACUUUUAUUAAGUUCAUCUUUUUCUUUCUUUAACAUUUGCUGUAACUGUUCUAGCUGCAAACAUUUUUCUUUUAAAGCUUUCUCUUGUGUUUUUAGAACUGCAUCUUGAUUAGAUCUUACUUCUUGCAGAUUUAUAAUUAUUUCUUUCAGUUUCAUUUCAGAAGCAAUUGUUUCUCUUGAUAAUUUUUCAAAUUUAUUCUGUACAAGUUCCAGUCUUUCUUGUUUUAAUUUUACUUCUAUAUUUAGUUGAUCUGAGUGAUGCUGUUUUUCCAACAAUUUUGUUUCUAGUUCUUUUAUAAAAUUUUUCAUUUUAAUUUCUCCCCGUGUUUGUAAAUGUAUGUGUUCUUUUUCUAAUUUUAAAGAAGUUAUUUCUUCAAAUAAAUUUUCAAUUUUCUUAUUUUUAAAUUUUAAUUCAUCUAACAUAUUACACAUUUCUUGCUGAGAUUUUUUAAGUUUAUCAUUUACAACAUUUAAAUCAAGAAAAAUUUUUUCAUUUUCAGAUUUAAGAUCCUCAUGUUGUUUCUGAAAUACUUCCUGUGUUUUUUCAAAUUUUUUCAAUUUUUCUGUAGAUUCUAUUAAUUUUUGUUUGGUACAAAUUAAUUCUGCUUCCAAAUCAUUCAUCCUUUCCUUACUUUCCAUCCUUAGUUUUAUUAAAUCAUUUCCUAAUGUAACAUUAAAAUUUAUAUUAUCCUUUAAUUUCUUUUUAUUAUCAGUAAGUUCAUUUUCCAAUUGAUUCUUACAAAGUUGUUCUUCAGUGUAAUUGGUAAAUAAUAUUUUAUAAGCGUUUAAAAUACUUUCACUAGUUUCUUUAUUAUAUUUUUGAUAUUCGUUUAUUUGAUUUAAUACAUCUUUUUUCAUUAAAUAAAAUUCUGUUUCAAGAGUUUGAAAAUUUUUCCUCAACAUUUCUAUACAUCUUGAAGAUGCUUGCAAUAACGAAUUUUUCUUAUUUAUUUUUUCUUUAUAUAUGUGCAAAUCUUUUUCUAAAGCUUGCUUUUGAAAUUUAAUUUGUUUUAAAUAUGAAAUUUCUUCAGUAUGUUUUUCUAUAGAGAUAGUGAGCUCAUUAAUUUUGGUCAUAUUUUCUCUGAUAGUUUCCUUCAAUUUUGAUAUCUCUGUAUUAUUCUGUUCAUCUUUUCGUUCUAAUUUAGAUAUUUGUAAUUGAAAAUUUUCAAGCUUCAAUUUAGCUUCGUUCAUAUCAUUAUUUAAUAAUUCGGUUUCUUGUUGCUUCAAAGUAUAUUUUUCAUUAAAUUUAGAUAAUGUUAUUUGUAGAUGUUCUAUAAGUUCAGUAGUUGUUUUGUUCUCUAAAUUAUCUUCUAUAUAAUCUAUAUUAUCCGAUAUAAUUUCUUUUAAAUUUAUAUUAUAUAGAUCAGCAGAAUCUUUAUACAAAUUAUUUUGAUUUCUUAAUUCCUGAAUAUAUUUAAGAUUUUCAGAUAUUUGUGAUUUGACUUCUGUAAGUUCAGUGUUUAAUGUGACAUUAUUUAUAUCUUUUUUGUUUAAAGAUUCCUCUAAGUCUUUAACUUUUUCUAUCAAAGAAUUUUUUUCAAUAAUUAACGUGUUUUUGGAUUUUUCAAUGUGUGAUAAGGAUUCUUUUUGAGACAUACAUAACAUAUCUAAAUUUUUAUUUUGAUUUAUUAAAGAUGCUUUUUCUUCUUGUAAAAUUUCAAUUUGUUUAGUUAAUUCAUUUACAGUUGCAUUUAAUUUCGUUUCCGUAUUUUGUAAUGUUUGUGUCUUCUUUUUCAACAAUUGUAUUGUAUCUUCAUAUUCUUGGCUUAUAGAUUCUAAUUUUUCAUUUGUAGCAUCAAGUUGUACUUUUAGUAAAGCAGACUCUUGUUUUGCUUCUUGUAAUUGAAUAUCAAUUACAGAACUUAAGACUUCGCUGGUAUUUAAAGAUACUGAAGUGGCAUGACUAAUUUGAUAUUUGGAGUUGGUAUAGGAUUGUUUCUUAUUUUAAUUCUAUGGGCUUUGGCCCUACUAGUAUUUAUCAUUUCUUUAAGAAUUGAAAAGAAAAUUGGCACUGUUGCUAUAAUUAUAGUUAGUAUAUGCACAAUUGUUUUAAUUACAUUGCCCAGGGCAUCAGAGAAAUCUAAUAUCAUUGAUAAGAAGAUAUAUGAUCAUUUAUUCAUUUGGCGUAUUUUAUUACUGGUAUUAUUAAUAAUAUCAUCUAUAAUUGGUUUAGUGGGAUAUAUGAAGUUUGGGAUAGCAGAAUCUAUCAGACCAAUUCGAAUAACUAAUUGGAAUUUGCUACUAAACCAGUAGUAUUUCUUACUAAUUAUGUAAAAUAAUUUUAGGAAAAGACUGGCCUAUUGACUUUAGCCUAAUUUUGUAUGUUUGUUUACUUUGUAAUAUAACAGUAAAAUUAUAAAAUGUUACGUAGUACUACCAAAUUCUCAUCAGUUCUGGUGAGAUCUGUUUUUUCAUCAUGCCAGAAGAAAAAACAAUUUGAAAUAAAUAACAAUAGUGAAUUUGUUAGUAAGGUAAUGAACAGCUCAGUACCAGUUAUUGUGAACUUUCAUGCUGAAUGGUGUGAUCCUUGUAAAAUAUUAACGCCUAAAUUAAUUGAACUCAUAGGACCAAUGGAUAAACUAGAUCUUGCUAUUGUAAAUUUAGAAUCAAAUCCAGAAUUAGUACAUAUUUUUGAAGUAAAAGCCGUACCAGCUAUUAUAGCAAUUUCAAGCGGAUUAGUAGUUGAUAAAUUUGUAGGUUUAACUGAUUUAGAUAUCAUAGAAAAUUUAAUACAAAAACUUACUAAUGCACCUGUAAAUUCUGAAAAUGAUAAAGAAAAAAUUUAACAUGCAUUUUGACGUAUUAUAUAAAAUUAUUAAAAUCAAUAACCAAAUGUAUUUUUAUAGUUUGGAUUCUAUUUCAGUGUAAUAUUUUUAGUUGUUAUUAUAUAUCAUAAAUGUAAAUUAUAAAAUUAAUUGAAAAUGUAUAUGAUAAAUUACAUUAAAUUGUACUGAAUAAUGUAAUCGUCUUUAAAUUUAAUUUAAGAAAAGUUCUAAAACUUUCAAAAGAUUCCGAAUUGGAAUUAUAACGCUAUAAAUAAUAAAUACCAG
Heterotrigona itama is the source of this 5102-nucleotide messenger RNA. Lineage: Eukaryota; Metazoa; Arthropoda; Insecta; Hymenoptera; Apidae. The record is from the annotation of a GenBank genome assembly.